Molecule: messenger RNA, 1853 nt
Organism: Ixodes scapularis (black-legged tick)
Lineage: Eukaryota; Metazoa; Arthropoda; Arachnida; Ixodida; Ixodidae
Exons: 5
Coding region: 41-1846 (601 amino acids)
Source: RefSeq, a predicted model, not a curated record
UCACCUGCAGCGCCUGCAGCCUGCAAGUAGGCUGCGGGCAAUGGCUGCGGGGCUGCGGGGUCGCGGACGUCGCGGAUUUCAGAUGACGCACAUCCGGCUCGUGAUCUCGCCGGAAUCCACACUGGUGAAUUUCCGCCGCCAUUGCCGCGUGUGUUUUUGUUCACUUGCGCUGUGUUUACCUUGUAGUCCGCCCGUUCACUCGGACGCAAAAAUGGUGUAUUGCGCUGUAAGGAACUGUCGUAGUCGUAGUGUUCGACGGGAUGGACCCGCGACCAGCGGAACUCGUUUUUUCCGAAUUCCGUCCAUUAUUAAGGGCCAGGACAAGACAACGUACGAGCGGACGGUUCUGCGGCGUCAGGAAUGGCUCCGACGGAUACGCCGGAACGAUCUCGGCGAAAGAGCUGCGGAGCAAAGGAUUUGUGGUCGACACUUCGUGUCAGGCAAGCCUUCUUAUCUGCACUGCGUCGAUGAUCAGGAUUGGGCACCCAGUCAGAACCUUGGGUACCCAAACACCUAUGGGCGCAGUGACCGCAUCGCCCGGCAUCAACGAGCCAUGCAAAGGGCCAAGGCUCGGGGUGACCGGCAGCGUGAACUCCUACAACGGCAGGAGGUGCCGGGUGUCAUGGAGGGUGCAAUACCAGCGGUCAUUCAUAUAGUGCCAGAGCUGCCAUCACCAUUGCCACAGCCACCAUCACCACCUCAAGCCCAGGAUAUUGCUGUCAAGAGUGAACCGGGCUCAUCGGUUGAUAUUAAGCAUACCUCAGAGGAACAGAAAGCAAGCGAGCAAGCUCUCUAUACUAUAAGUCCGUAUGCAAAGCCACAUGACGUCUCUUGCCAGACUGAACUGGACAUGCGGCUUCUACGGGCCUUCGAAGCCGACCACGCAGCGCUGCAGGAGGAAGUCCGUAGACUCCGCGAAAAGGUUCCGGCCGCCACAGACAGCGAAGGGGCGUUUAACAAAAGCGACGAGUGCGUGUCGUCCUCCACCGGCCUGCCCACCUUUUCCGUCCUCUCGGCCCUCUUCUCCCUGGCGUCUCCCCUCGUGAGGCAUACGGCAAACAGCAGCCUGUCCCUCUUCCAAGAGAUGCUGCUCUUCUUCAGGAAGCUGAGGUUCAACAGCCCGCUGCAGGAGCUGGCCCGCAGGUACGGCGUGUCGCAGGCAACGGCGUCGAGGAUCUUCAACCGCUGGCUGGAUGUCUUCUUCGUCGUGGCCGGAGACCUGGUCCACUGGCCCAACGCUUGGUCCCUCAGGCAGACGGUGCCGAUGGCCUUCCGCGACUGCUUUGGCACGAGGGUCCCCAUAAUCCUCGACUGUUUCGAAAUCGUCCUCAACUCCCCAUCGUGUCAGAUCGCGCGAGCGUCCACGCUGUCGCCCCGUACUAAGCGCAAUGCUGCAAAAUACCUUGUCGGCAUUGUGCCUCAGGGAGUGGCGACGUUCGUGUCCAAAGGUUACGGCGGCGGUGUCAGCAACGAGGCGCUGAUGGAGCACUGUGGCAUCUUGGGUCGGCUCGAACCGGGAGACCUGGUGCUUGUGGACGGCGGGUUCAUGGCUGCUCGGGGCGCGGGUCUCCAGUGCGCGGAGCUGGUGCUGAACGAGGGUCGAAAGCAGCUCUCGUGCAGGGACGUGGAAAGCACCGAGGAAUUUUCGGACGUCUGUGCUCACGUGGAGAGGCUGAUUGGAUCGGUGAGGGACAAGUAUUCGAUUUUGGCCAGCCAGAUUCCAAUCGAGUUUGUGACUACGAGCGAGAAUGCGACGGUCACCACGCUUGACAAAUUGGUCGUUGUCUGCUGUGCUUUCUGCAAUCUCUGUCCCUCAAUUAUGCCUUUUGAGCAAUACAUUCUUUAAAAAGUCA